AUGUCGUGCUUUACGUUUGCCUACGCUUUCGUUAUUUUAAUCGCAUCAUGGAUCAUCUCCCACGCGUGCCUCAUGCCCAAGCCAAUCCCAGGCAUUCCCUUCAACUUCUUCGCUCAAUAUUUACCAUGGGGCGACCUGAUAACCCUCGGUCUGCAUUAUUUCCGCACCGGCGAGGUCUUCCGCUGGCUGUCUCUACAAAGUCUGCACCAUGAAUCUUCACUCAUCCAGCUUUUCCUUCCUUCCUUCUCGACCGUCCGCCCUACGCUCGUCCUGGCUGAAUUAAAUGCCAUCGAAGACAUAGUCACGCGACGUAUCGGAGAAAUCGACAGGGCCGACUUGAUGCACACUUGGUUUGGAUUGGUGGUGCCGAAAGCGACGAUCGGAUUGAAGUCGAGCAGUCCUAUUUUCAGAGAUCAAAGACGACUUUGGAAUGUGGUAGUGAGCCCCAAGUUCUUGGACGAUGUAGCCGCGCCGUGCUUUGUUAGGGCAGCUACCCAGGUAGCCGACGUCUGGCAGAAGAAAGCAGAGCUUCUGGAUUUGAGUCGCGCAUUCGAUGCGCAAGAGGAUGUCAAAUUAGCAACACUUGAAGGCAUGUGGCAGAUGCUUGUCGGAUCGAAGCUGGGACUGUUGGCAGCUAGCAUGGAAACAUUGCAUAAACCUCGUCCAAUUAAGUAUCUGGGAGACGAAAUGGCUGUAUUCGUACGACCGCAAAUGCCAGAAUUCUAUGGCGUUUUGGGUACACUCUUAAUGUGCCUGGACUGGGUGAUGCUAGGCUUCAGCUCGAGACUGUAUACCUGGGUCUUCUCAUACUCAGGUAUACUAGGGCGGGCCAUGCAAAAAAAAGAUACAAUCUUGGAUGAGUGCAUCAUUGCAUCUCGAAGAAGAGUUGCGGCAGGAGCAGCAGGACGAACAUGCGCACUGAGCGAAGCGAUCUACAAGGAUCUGCGGCUUACUUCAGUGUCAAAAGCUGAACGCGAAGCGGAUAGUAAUGCAGCUCUUCGAGAUGAGUUACUCGAGCUACUCAUUACUGGACAUGAAACCACUGCAUCGUCCAUUUGCUGGGCGCUGAAGUAUCUCACCGACAACCCGGAAGUACAGGGAAGACUGCGCAACUCUCUCAUCGGUGCGUUCGGCUGUGCAAAAGGGACCAUUUUGCCUUCGGCGAGAGACCUGACCUCAGUCUCCGUGCCCUAUCUAGAAGCAGUGGUCGCGGAGACCUUGCGACUGUCAAACACGGGGCCAGUGUCAUUUCGACAAACACUUGUACCUUGCGAGGUACUUGGGCAUCAGGUGCCUGCAGGUACUCCGAUCGUCCUUGUCACUGCGGGGCCAUCACACAGCUCACCAUAUAUGCCUUCAACUUUCCGCGAUGGAGACGAGAAGGCGUGUCGAGCUACAUACCCGCGUGAGCGAGUUUACCUACCACGGUCAAGUCAUGACAGUCAUGACACCCCCUUCCACGAUCACAACGUUUUCGCACCAGAGCGAUGGUUGCUGAGCGGCAAAUUUGACGCCAACUCCCUGUAUUGGUCUUACGAUUCGAGUUCCCGCGACUACCUGAACACCUGA
Molecule: messenger RNA, 1569 nt
Organism: Parastagonospora nodorum SN15
Lineage: Eukaryota; Fungi; Ascomycota; Dothideomycetes; Pleosporales; Phaeosphaeriaceae
Exons: 2
Coding region: 1-1569 (522 amino acids)
Molecular function (GO): monooxygenase activity; iron ion binding; heme binding
Source: RefSeq, a predicted model, not a curated record